GGGAGGCGAGCGAAGUCCAGCUUGUCGCCCUCGCUGCCGCUGCGUCGGGUCGCGGGCGAGGCGGAGAGGCGCGCGAGGAGGGGGGCCGCCAGCUGCCGCCCCCUUUCCUCCGCCUCCCCUCCGGGGUCCUUGCCAUGAACGUGGACGUGGAGUUUCAUAUUCGCCACAACUACCCCUGGGCCCGCCUCCCCGCCAGUGUUAAACAGGGUCUUGGAAACUCACAGAGAGAAUAUGAAAAGCAGGUUGUACUCUAUAGUAUCCGCAAUCAGCUACGGUACCGAAAUAACUUAGUUAAGCAUGUCAAGAAAGACGAACGCAGGUACUACGAAGAACUGUUAAGAUACAGUAGAGAUCAUCUCAUGUUAUACCCCUACCACUUGUCUGAUAUCAUGGUGAAAGGCCUGAGGAUAACACCCUUUUCAUACUACACAGGAAUAAUGGAGGAUAUAAUGAACAGUGAAAAGAGCUAUGAUUCUUUGCCCAAUUUCACUGCUGCAGACUGCCUAAGGCUUCUUGGCAUAGGAAGAAACCAGUACAUUGAUCUAAUGAACCAGUGUCGAUCAUCAAAAAAAUUUUUCAGAAGGAAGUCUGCUCGUGAUCUGCUACCCAUGAAGCCAGUGGAAAUUGCCAUAGAGGCUUGGUGGGUGGUACAAGCUGGCUACAUAACCGAGGAUGACAUAAAGAUUUGCACUACCUCUGAAAAAUCUGCUAUUGAUAAAAUCAUUGAUUCAGGCCCUCAGCUUGCUGGAUCAGUAGAGUACAAUAUAGUUCACAGCUUAUAUAAUAAAGGUUUUAUUUACCUUGAUGUACCCAUAUCAGAUGACAGUUGUAUAGCAGUGCCCCCACUUGAAGGCUUCGUUAUGAACAGGGUGCAGGGCGAUUACUUCGAAACCCUGCUGUACAAGAUAUUCGUUUCAAUAGAUGAACAUACAAAUGUAGCAGAGCUUGCAAAUGUCUUGGAGAUUGACCUGUCAUUGGUAAAGAAUGCUGUUUCCAUGUACUGUCGGUUAGGGUUUGCCCAUAAAAAGGGCCAAGUGAUAAAUCUGGAUAAUCUUCAUUCAUCAUGGCGGAAUGUUCCAUCUAUAAACAGGCUGAAAAAUACUUUGGAUCCACAGAAGAUGCUGUUGUCGUGGGACAGUGUGGAAAGCAGGAGUCCUGUGCAGGAGGCUGGCUCAUCUGCUACAGAUACGGACACAAACAGUCAAGAUGAUCAAGGUGAUACGGCUAGUGUGAGCAGCUUAAGUCUGUCAAGUGGGCACACGAAGCGCAUAGCCUUCCUGUUUGAUUCGACUCUCACUGCCUUUCUAAUGAUGGGGAAUCUUUCACCAAAUUUGAAAAGCCAUGCAGUCACCAUGUUUGAAGUUGGAAAAUUGUCAGAUGAGUCACUGGACAGUUUUCUUGUAGAACUUGAAAAGGUUCAGAGCACAGGAGAGGGUGAAGCCCAGAGAUACUUUGAUCAUGCACUUACUCUGCGAAACACUAUACUCUUUCUGAGACACAAUAAGGACCUGGUGGCUCAAGUUACACAGCCUGAACAACCCAGUAACGGUUUCCCCCUGGAUUUGCUGCGCUGUGAAAGCUUGCUUGGUCUGGACCCUGCAACGUGCAGUAGAGUUCUCAACAAAAAUUACACACUGCUGGUCUCCAUGGCACCUCUCACCAAUGAAAUCCGACCCGUCAGCAGCUGCACACCUCAGCAUAUUGGACCAUCCAUUCCAGAAGUUAGCUCAGUAUGGUUCAAGCUCUAUAUUUAUCACAUUACUGGACAAGGACCCCCAUCCCUUUUGCUGUCUAAAGGAACAAGACUUCGAAAACUUCCGGAUAUUUUUCAGGGUUAUGAUCGCUUGUUAAUAACGUCUUGGGGGCAUGACCCAGGUGUGGUCCCGACUUCAAACGUGCUCACCAUGUUGAAUGACGCUUUAACCCAUUCUGCUGUUCUAAUUCAGGGGCACGGCAUGCAUGGGAUGGGGGAGACUGUCCAUAUGCCAUUCCCAUUUGAUGAAGCAGAACAACAAGGAGAAUUUUCUCGUGUCAACAUGGGUGCUCAUAGAGCACUGAGGAUCUUAAGGGAAAAGGUGGAUUUGCAGCACUUCUGUGGCUACGUCACCAUGUUGAACCCUUCCAGUCAUCAUGUAAACAGAAAGCUGAGCGAUGCCUCUGACGGAAAAGGUGAGUUAGAGCUGGCACUAGGCUCAGAUGUAAACGGGAGCACAGAAUCAUUUGAGAUGGUCAUUGAAGAGCCACCUGUGGAUCCUGCAGCUAAGCAAAGUCCAGAAGUCCCCACAACAGAACUGGAAUGGAUUCCCUUGGAACUGUGCUUUGGAAUUCCGCUCUUCAGCUCUGAAUUAAACCGGAAAGUCUGCCGAAAAAUUGCUGGUCACGGACUGUGUAGCAAAGAUAGCCUGAAAAAACUGUUACAUUCCAGUAGAAAACUUUCUCUACAAGUUCUUAACUUUGUUCAUUCAUUCCAGGAAAGCAUUUCAACGAUGGAGCUCCUAUCUGAGGUCGGUUUUUCUUCUUCAAGCUUACUUUCUCCUCCUGCUGGCGCCGACACAGGGGUCCCACUUCCCGCUAAGAAUCUAAUGUUCAAGGACGGGGUCUUAUCAGAAUGGAAUGGACGGUCUCCUUCCUCUGUUCUUAUUGCUGCCGUGCCGCAAGAACACCUGAAGUAGCUUGAAGGAGUCCGCCAUGUGGCGUUCCCGUCUUGCCGCCUUAUUUCCUGGUAACUGACUGCAUUCAACUUAACAGUGCCAACCGCUAAGGAGAGAACUGCUACCACAGCAUGACCUCUGCAAAUGAUAGUGUUAUUAAAUUGUAGUGUGCACUUACCUUGGAGAAACGGCUCCAGUUUUGCCUUUCUGUUCAUUCCUGCAUGUCUUGCUGCCGCCAGAGGCGUUUCAGUUGUCAGCCUGUUUCUCUUUCUAUCUUGAGACAAUCUGUCUUUUAUAACCGAAAGCACCCUUCGUAGGCUUUCUGACCAUUGGAUUUCUACACUGUCGCAGCAAAUAAUAGUAAUUUUGUAUGUUAGUGAUGUCGACUUAUUUUUAAAAAGCUAUUUUUUUUAAUCGUAUUAACUUGCAACCGUUAAGCAGUUUUUGGCAUUAGAGAGGCACAAGUGUUAUUCAAAUAGUAUAACAAAAAUAUCUGACUCGGUGGGAGGGGUCCUAUAUGGGUGGGAGGAUACUAUUGAACCAUCGCUGACCUGUUUAAAAAGUAUGUUAUGUACUCGGCGAGACAGAAGGUUAGAAGACACUGGCAUCAAUGUGUUGAUGCUCUUUUUUAAUGGUUUUUUCCUGAAACUUAAAAGCACCUACCUAUGCCUUGUGGGGAAACACUUAGGAUCCAUUUUUUCAUUGCUUGUUGGAAUCCUGAUGUGUGGACUCGCAGCAGGAAUAAAUGUGGUACUGUCAAACACAGGAUGAUUGGUUGAUAUGCUGCAAAAAAACCCCACUGGAUGCAGUCUCCUGAAGUGCAAGCACGUUGCAACUUCUGUGGCACCCUCUGGAGAUGGCACAGAUGGUGGAUUCAACACACCUGUGACUGACAUCUUUACAGGACAGAGCAAACCCACGUCAGAGUUGUAUUGGAUCUUUUAUGCAGGAAUAGAUGGAGACUUGAAUAAACUCAUCAGAGCUGUGAGCAGGCCUAGUAUUCCAUUGGUCAGUUUAGGAUACAGUCCCUUUGGAAAAUUUCCUGUAGUGUUCUUGUAUGGCUCCAAGUUAUUUUUGGUUGAGGCCUGUGCCCGUAGCGUGGGGGCAUUAUUUUUGCCUUAGCCGUUCAUCAUGACAAAAUAUUAAUGCAGUUAAAUGAAGGUAGUAGUAUUUAACCCUUCCUAGUUUUAUCAAGGGCCUUUCCCUGGAAGGGCAAGAAAAAUGUGUGCAGUGUUUGUAUAGCGGUCAGCGAGGUACAAUAUAGCUUCUUAAGAAUUCUGUACGGUGGUUCUGCUUGUUUCAGGGUCUUCUGGGCAGCUGUAACACGUAAAAAGCACAGCUGUCGAGAGAAUGUAGAACAUUUGAUGUCAAAUCAGUGUGAUUUGAAUUAGACUUUUGGGAAGGGGGGCUUGUUUUGGAGAGGUUGGAAUAGUUGGGAUUUUUUUUUUUAAACUGCACAUUAGUUGGCUUUUGUGGUAGGAAAGCUCGGGACCAAGAACCUAGAGAUCAUCAAAGCCACAUUCACAGUAGGAAACAGUUGUAACAAAUUCCUCCUUUUUCAUAGGAUAGGAACAAGAAAUUUGUUGUCAUAAUUGAAAACUGGAAAAAUGUAUACUGUUUAUUUUUUAAUUGUUAUUUUUGGAAGUCGAUUUCCCUUCAUUCCGUUUCCCCUUUGUUUGUAGAUCAUGUAUGGAGUUCUUCUCCCCCCGCCCCCCACUUCAUCUGAAAAGUAUGAAUGACCAAGACACUGACAUGUGCAGUGAUGUACUAGCCGUCUCUGUCCUCUCCCUGCCUCUCUUGUUUCUUCCUUUCCUCCUUUUUUUGAACAGUAUGUGGCAUCAAAACACAAAGAUCCACCGGAGGGUCUGUUGCGUCCUUGCCGUUGACUUGUUAGUAGGAAGACGCACGUUUGUGUCACACAGGAGAUACAGAAGUGUAGCGUCACUGCCUCCUAAAGCAAGGAAGGUAGGGAUAGGAUAGGUCUCAAAACAGGCUACAGUUCAUCGUCGGUCACUACAAAAUAACCAGGACGAUCAUCUUAUCCAAAUAGCCUGAGCUGCUCCAGUGUCAAACAGCAGCUUGAUAUGCGGAACUCAGGGUGAAAGCUAUUCAGGGCAUGACAUUAAAGCAUUUGCUAAUAUCUGCACAUCAAGCCUCUGUUAAAGCCACAGAAGCAGAUCAGUCAACGAGUUCUUCAGUCUUCAAGUAGUUUCUUUGAAGUCUGCUGAUCCACUUCAGGAUGGUUGUGGUGCAAAGGGUCGAUCCAGGAUGUUUUGCCCCAAUGGCUAAAAUAUAAGCAAUACGGAAAUUGAUUACUCCUGCCUGAAAUUCACCUCCUGUCUGAAGAGGAACUGAUUUAUACACCACCCACCCAUCCUAUUGCUGCUGUUUAGUGGUCAGUGGAAGUCUUCAAUGGAAUGGGGCAGGGAGGCCUCACUGAAAACCACGCGCCCAACAAAGAGCAGGCAAGCUGCUUAGCUGUACAGUGUGGAUGACUGUGGAUCACUUGUUUUUGUAACCAAAGCACGGCAUGACAGCCCAUGCCAACAGUAGAACUCAGUAAAGCUUGGAUUUUUGAUGGGCUGAAAUUCCCUCCAGAUUCAUCUUGAGUUGUUUUGCUACUUGACAUGCCUCUCCUAACCUGAAGAUGCUCUCCCCUCUUACUCUUGCAGCUGGUCUUGAAGUCUCAGUAAGCUACUGGCUGCCGUGAUCUUGAAUGUUGUUGUUCAUGUGUAUAGGUGGCACAAUCCUAAAACAACAGAGCUCAGAGGCUGUACUUUUUGAUGCUGAUAUCAUCAAAGCCAGCUUAGGAGUCCUGGAAGAUGAAUUGUGUAUGGGAAUCAAUAAUGGCUAUUUUCCAUAGGAGGAUCAUUCCAAGCCACAUCCGUGCCCCGGUCUCCAGAUAUUCCCUCUAUGGUAAAAAAGGGUGCAAAGUGAAUUGCUUAGCCCUUCCAACUGAUCCUUUCUGCCAUAUCUCCUAUAUUUUAAGGUGUGAUCAUUAUUUAAAUAUACUGUGAACAAAGACACAAGCUGUAUUCUACCAAAAAAAUUUAUAAUCCGUUGAGCUUAAUUGUGGGGUUUUUUUCAGCAGCUUUUGUCAAAAAAUCAAGUUUGUGAUGUUUGUUUUAGGCCUUAACAUUUCACAAGUUGUCUGUGUGUUUCAUAAUGACAAUGUAUUUUGCUGCUCAAAUCUGAGAAUAAACAAGACAUCAUUCAGAAGUAUUUUUAACUGGACUCUCCGUGAAAGAUUUGGGAAUUCUUCCAGACGCUUUUGCUGGGAUUCCCCCCUUCUUAAAUUUAUCUUCUCCCUUCCUCCUCUUCCACUGCCAUAGGAGUUUAAAUUCCCCCCAGAGUUGGUCUCUUUUUUCCCUUUUAUAUUUCUUUCCACAAUACCAUUUCUAUGAUCACUUUUAUUUUUUUUGAAAGCUUUGAGGUCUGGGAGUCCAACAGCUCCAUGACAACCCAGUUGCUUUCUUCUCUAGUCCGACAUUGUUGAUAGUAUGCAGUGAAAUGUACAAAACCUGGUAUUUGAUUAAAUUAUUGGCACAUGUAACAUAAAUGUUUACAAAUAAAACUGUGUUGCUGGUCAGGACCUUUAGAAGAGAAUGACUUCUUAUUCAACAACGAGAUACGGAUUUGGGGAUUGGGAUUA
This is a messenger RNA of Eublepharis macularius, 6303 nucleotides long. RefSeq names its product family with sequence similarity 91 member A1 (gene FAM91A1). Bases 135 to 2672 code for a protein of 845 amino acids. Gene Ontology annotation, biological process: intracellular protein transport. The transcript is spliced from 24 exons. Lineage: Eukaryota; Metazoa; Chordata; Lepidosauria; Squamata; Eublepharidae. Gene Ontology annotation, cellular component: trans-Golgi network; cytoplasmic vesicle. The record is from RefSeq and is a predicted model, not a curated record.